AUGGACACCCGCAAGUCGACGAACCUGCUUGAUGGCUUCCUGUCGUCGCUGUCCAUGAUUCUUGUGAGCGAGAUUGGGGACAAGACCUUCUUCAUCGCGUGUCUCAUGGCGAUGCGUCACCCAAAGCUGACGGUAUACAUUGGCGCGCUCGGUGCUCUCGCUGCAAUGACGGUAUUGUCGGCACUGAUGGGCGUAGUGGUGCCCAACCUGCUCUCUGUACAGGUGACACAGAUGUUGGCGGUGGUGCUCUUUAUGGUGUUCGGCGGAAAGAUUCUUUACGACGAGCUGAUUCGAAGGAAGGCUAAUGACGAAGAGAGCGAGGACGAGAUGUCGGAGGCUGCAGCGGCUUUGCGCCGUCGCGACCCGAACGAUCCAGCCGAGACCGGUAGCGUGGCGUCGUCCACCUACAUGAGCGCGCCGGCUCGUCGCUGGCGCACGCUGCUGAACCCUGUCAUGGUAGAGGCGUUCACGCUAACCUUCGUUGCCGAAUGGGGAGACCGUAGCCAGCUGGCCACCAUUGCGUUGGCCGCCGCGAAGAGCCCGUACGGCGUCACCGUUGGCGGUAUUCUCGGCCACGCCAUCUGCACCGGCGGCGCUGUUCUGUGCGGUAACCUCGUCGCACAACGCGUGUCCAUGAAGACAGUGAACGUUCUUGGUGGCGUGCUCUUCAUCAUCUUCGGUCUUGUAACCUUUUACGAGCUGGCGAAUGGAGAGCAUGAGAUCACCAAGACCCACGAGCUCCCCGAGAAGAUGCAGUAG
This is a messenger RNA of Leishmania braziliensis MHOM/BR/75/M2904, 759 nucleotides long. RefSeq names its product putative membrane protein. Gene Ontology annotation, biological process: manganese ion transmembrane transport; Golgi calcium ion transport; calcium ion transmembrane transport. Gene Ontology annotation, molecular function: manganese ion transmembrane transporter activity; calcium ion transmembrane transporter activity. NCBI's taxonomy places the organism in Eukaryota, Euglenozoa, Kinetoplastea, Trypanosomatida, Trypanosomatidae. Bases 1 to 759 code for a protein of 252 amino acids. The record is from RefSeq and is a predicted model, not a curated record. The transcript has a single exon. Gene Ontology annotation, cellular component: Golgi apparatus.